Messenger RNA from Prunus armeniaca (apricot), 624 nucleotides. NCBI's taxonomy places the organism in Eukaryota, Viridiplantae, Streptophyta, Magnoliopsida, Rosales, Rosaceae. The record is from the annotation of a GenBank genome assembly.
AUGACGGAAAUUCCGAACAACAACAAUAAUGAUGAAGGAGGUGAUGCGCUUGUUGUCCAACCUCAAAAACCCCUACGUGAGUUUUCCAUUCCCAAAGUCACCGAUCAACCUUCGUGCAUCGUCUAUCCUCAACUCACAAUUGACAGGUUUGAGCUUAAAAGUGGUAUGAUUCAUCUUCUUCCAACUUAUUAUGGUAAUACCAUUGAGGAUCCUUGCAUGCAUAUUGAGAAAUUCUUUGAAAUAUGUGCUACGAUCAAAAUUCAAAGCCUUGAUGAUGAGCAUAUUAAGAUGAGGCUAUUCCCAUUCAGUUUAGAAGAUAAAGCUAAGUCUUGGUUAUACUGUUUGCCUAAUGCUUCAAUUCAUACUUGGGAUGGGCUUUCUAAUAAGUAUAAGGAGAUGGUAAGUUCUUACCCACACCACAACAUAGAGAGUUGGAUGCAAAUGCAAUCUUUCUAUGAAGGUUUGCUUGAUUCCCAAAGGAUGAUGGUAGAUGCAACAAGUGGAGAAGGAUUGAUGAACAAAACAGCUCCUACCAAAGUUGUGGUCUCUGAGGCAGUGACUGGCCUUUUGGGAAAUAAGGUGGAAGUUCAAGACCAAUCUUUUGCGGAACACAUGCUAGAAUAA